AUGUCCGAGACCUUCGAGUUCCAGGCUGAGAUCUCUCAGCUUCUCUCGCUGAUCAUUAACACCGUCUACUCCAACAAGGAGAUCUUCUUGCGAGAACUCAUCUCUAACGCCUCCGAUGCUCUCGACAAGAUCCGCUACGAGUCCCUGUCCGACCCCUCCAAGCUCGACUCCAACAAGGACCUGCGUAUCGACAUCAUCCCCGAUGCCGUUAACAAGACCUUGACCAUCCGGGAUACCGGUAUUGGUAUGACCAAGGCUGACUUGAUCAACAACCUCGGUACCAUUGCCCGCUCUGGUACCAAGCAGUUCAUGGAGGCUCUCACCGCUGGUGCUGAUAUCUCCAUGAUCGGUCAGUUCGGUGUUGGUUUCUACUCUGCCUACCUCGUUGCCGACCGUGUCACCGUUGUCUCCAAGCACAACGAUGACGAGCAGUACGUCUGGGAGUCUGCUGCCGGUGGUACCUUCACCCUCACCCAGGACACCGAGGGUGAGCAGCUCGGCCGUGGCUCCAAGAUUGUCCUCCACCUGAAGGAUGAGCAGGCCGACUACCUCCAGGAGAGCCGCAUCAAGGAGGUUGUUCGCAAGCACUCCGAGUUCAUCUCCUACCCCAUCUACCUCCACGUCCUGAAGGAGACCGAGAAGGAGGUCCCCGAUGAGGAGGCUGAGGAGAACAAGGAGGAGGACGAGGAGAAGAAGCCCAAGGUCGAGGAGGUCGACGAUGAGGAGGAGAAGAAGGAAAAGAAGACCAAGACCGUCAAGGAGAGCAAGAUUGAGGAGGAGGAGCUUAACAAGACCAAGCCCAUCUGGACUCGCAACCCCUCCGACAUCACCACCGAGGAAUACGCUGCCUUCUACAAGUCCCUCUCCAACGACUGGGAGGACCACCUUGCCGUCAAGCACUUCUCCGUCGAGGGUCAGCUUGAGUUCCGCGCCAUCCUCUACAUCCCCAAGCGCGCUCCCUUUGACCUCUUCGAGACCAAGAAGACUAAGAACAACAUCAAGCUCUACGUCCGCCGUGUCUUCAUUACCGAUGACGCCACCGAUCUCAUCCCUGAGUGGCUCAGCUUCAUCAAGGGUGUUGUCGACUCUGAGGACCUUCCCCUCAACCUGUCUCGUGAGACUCUGCAGCAGAACAAGAUCAUGAAGGUCAUCAAGAAGAACAUUGUCAAGAAGACCCUCGAGCUCUUCACUGAGAUCGCCGAGGACCGUGAGCAGUUCGACAAGUUCUACUCUGCCUUCAGCAAGAACAUCAAGCUCGGUAUCCACGAGGAUGCCCAGAACCGCCCCACCCUCGCCAAGCUGCUCCGCUACCAGUCCACCAAGACCGGUGACGAGACCACCUCUCUCGCCGACUAUGUCACUCGCAUGCCCGAGCACCAGAAGAACCUCUACUACAUCACUGGCGAGUCCAUCAAGGCUGUCUCCAAGUCUCCCUUCCUUGACACCCUCAAGCAGAAGAACUUCGAGGUUCUGUUCUUGGUUGACCCCAUUGACGAGUACGCCUUCACUCAACUGAAGGAGUUCGACGGCAAGAAGCUCGUCGACAUCACCAAGGACUUCGAGCUUGAGGAGUCCGAGGAGGAGAAGGCCGAGCGCGAAAAGGAGGAGAAGGAGUACGAGGAGCUUGCCAAGAGCCUCAAGAACAUCCUCGGCGAGAAGGUCGAGAAGGUUGUUGUCUCUCACAAGCUCAGCGGUGCCCCUUGCGCCAUCCGUACCGGCCAGUUCGGUUGGUCCGCCAACAUGGAGCGUAUCAUGAAGGCCCAGGCCCUCCGUGACACCUCCAUGAGCUCUUACAUGUCUUCCAAGAAGACCUUUGAGAUCUCUCCCAAGUCCUCCAUCGUCCAGGAGCUCAAAAAGAAGGUCGAGGCUGACGGCGAGAACGACCGCACCGUCAAGUCCAUCACCCAGCUGCUCUUCGAGACCUCCCUCUUGGUCUCUGGAUUCACCAUCGAGGAGCCCGCCAGCUUCGCUGAGCGUAUCCACAAGCUCGUUUCUCUCGGUCUGAACAUCGACGAGGACACCGAGACCGCCGAGGAGAAGGCCGCUGAGGAGGCUGCCCCUGCCGCCGCCGCCGGUGAGAGCUCCAUGGAGGAGGUUGACUAA
This is a messenger RNA of Aspergillus wentii DTO 134E9, 2103 nucleotides long. RefSeq names its product chaperone Hsp90 (gene hsp90). The transcript is spliced from 2 exons. Gene Ontology annotation, molecular function: ATP binding; ATP-dependent protein folding chaperone; ATP hydrolysis activity. Gene Ontology annotation, biological process: protein folding; protein stabilization; cellular response to heat. Gene Ontology annotation, cellular component: perinuclear region of cytoplasm; protein-containing complex; plasma membrane. The coding region runs from base 1 to 2103 and encodes 700 amino acids. Lineage: Eukaryota; Fungi; Ascomycota; Eurotiomycetes; Eurotiales; Aspergillaceae. The record is from RefSeq and is a predicted model, not a curated record.